CGCUCACCAUCCAGCUCGUCCCCGCCCGCUCGUCACCUUCCCUCAUAAUAGUAUCUUAAGAGCUCGCGGGUGCAGCUGUGAAAUGGCCUCUAACAUACCUACACGACGCACCACGCGUUUAACUCGCACCGUUCAAAAUAGCGAGAACGCAGUCACUCGUCCGACCCGCAUCGCUACUCGAACGAAACCCCCUUCUGCCAGCGGAGCUACCAAGGGAGCUGGUCUCACGCGGGCAACUGCCGCUACUGCGGCUUCCCGGGCCAAGGCCGGUAAUGCCUCCGAUGUCGAAGGGAAGCCCGACCCCGCUGCAGGCAAGCGCAAGCGCGAGGCCCUUGGCGAGGUCACCAAACUUCACAACAAGGCAAAGUCUGGCAACAUCCCCGUCGCAGCUCCCACGAAAGAUGCCAAGGGCAAGGGCAAGGAAGCACCACCUUCGGUCAAGGGGGACAAGUUUGAUGGCGUCGUGAUCCAGACCAAGCCCCCUUCUACAGUUGGUUCCCGCCAACCUCUUCGAAGCGUCAGCAGCACGACGACGAACACUCGUCGUACGACCCGGGCUACCGCAGCACCGUCUCAGUCUCGUCCACUAGCACACGUCAAGGAGUCUAAGUUCGAGGUUCUCGCUGAGGAAGAUGACGGAAUGGCACUGGACAAGCAUACGAUAAAACCUGCUCCUACUGGACAUCGGAAAACUGUAUCCCGCGCUGUUGCGCAUGUCGAGGAGAAGAAGGUCGAGGUCCGUCGCAAGGCACCGUCGCGGACCACAGUCAAGCACCAGGUCCAAGAGGAAAUUGAAGAAGACCGCGUUUUCAAGAAGCGGCGUACUUCCUCUGACGUUCCCGAUGAUGCCAAACUCUUCGAGGAGGAAGAACAAUUACCGGAGCUCGAUGUUGAGGAUGCUGUUCGCCUUGAUAUCUUCGCCGAUGAAGAUGAAGCGGACCCCAACGGCGACCAGUGGGAGGACCUUGACGCGGAGGACGUUGAUGACCCAUUGAUGGUCAGUGAGUAUGUCAAUGAGAUCUUCGAGUACAUGAAGGAGACGGAGCUUACGACACUACCCAACCCCAACUACAUGGAGAGCCAAAAAGAGCUCGCAUGGUCAAUGCGAGGCAUCCUCCUGGACUGGCUCGUCCAGGUUCAUGCGCGCUUCCGUCUACUCCCCGAGACCUUCUUCCUUUGCGUUAACAUCAUCGAUCGCUUCUUGUCUGCUCGCGUCGUCUCAUUAGCUAAACUCCAGCUUGUCGGAAUCACGUGCCUGUUUGUUGCGGCGAAGGUCGAGGAAAUCAUCGCGCCUUCAGUUUCUCACUUCCUGCACUGCGCAGACUCGUCUUACAGCGAGGCUGAGAUCCUGCAGGCUGAACGGUACAUCCUUAAGACCAUCGACUGGAAUCUCAGCUUCCCGAACCCUAUGCACUACCUUCGUCGGAUCAGCAAGGCUGACGAAUACGAAGUCAAAGCUCGGACGAUUGGGAAGUAUCUCAUUGAGGUUGGAGCUCUUGAGUGGAGAUUACUCGCUACCCCACCGUCGCUGGUCGCUGCGGCUUCUAUGUGGCUGGCACGUCUCAUUCUCGGCUACGACAAAUGGACGCCAAACCUGGCGCACUACUCGUCCUAUGCGGAGAGCUCAUUGAUCCCGACUGCUAACCUGAUGCUCAACUACGUGCUCAAGCCCAUAAGGCAUGAGUCGUUCUACAAGAAGUAUGCUGGCAAGCGCUUCAUGAAGGUUAGCGUGUGGGUUCGCGAAUGGGCCCUUGAGAUGUGGGAAGAAGGUACUCAGGUUAACCUUCGGGAGGACCUCCCCGCGAUCAAGGCCCAGAACCGGGCGAGACAAGAGCAGGAAGCCGCAGCGGAGGCAGAGUUGGAGGUUUUGAGAGAACAAGUGAACGGUCACAACCGGGUCAAGUCCGAGAAACGUUAGGAACGCACGCGCUCGAUAUCUGGUUUCUUGGCUCAUUUUCCACUUGCAAUCUCAUUUCACUUCGCAUGGACAACCAACACACAAGCAUCAUACGCAUGGCAUCGACCACAACUGUUUAUUCCAUCAACAUCCUUGUUUAUUCGAAGUGCCUACGAGCUUUCCGUCCCUCAUCUCAUUUUCUCAUGAAAUCUCAUUUCCCUGUUAUGCGCAACCUCACCCGUCCUCUCCCUCACCCACUCACGAAUGACGCGCUCGCUCGAUUUGUCCUCACCUAUCGGCACUAUCCCCCUCGCCUUCCCCACGGCCCCUAUGCCCUAUGUUGUCUAUGCUUACUCGUGAUGUCGCCCUCUAUCCGAACACAGUGCCUCCUAUCGCUCCGCUUUGGCGCAACGCUCUGUCGCUCGUACUCGCAAUCGCAAUUAUCUCGUUCCUCGAGACGCUAUCCCGUCCGAUUGCUCGUUGCCCGCGCUGCCCUAACUCUGUCGUCGCGCUCUCAUCAUCCUUUGGCUUUCCUAGUACCCCAGUACCCAGCCUAACCCCGUCCUCCCUUUACCACGACUCCCACCCUCAUCCUCAACUUCGAACACUCAACAUAACUAUAUGUACAUAUCGCUCCUCGGUCUAUGUUUUCUUCCAGCUUUUUUUCGUCCCUUUGUCGUUCGUUUUGAGCUGGGUUGUCCAGAGUUGUCUAAUAAGAAGUCGUUUAUCCUAGUGGGGAUGUACGUGUAGAUUCACACAAUAAACC
This is a messenger RNA of Coniophora puteana RWD-64-598 SS2, 2663 nucleotides long. RefSeq lists its product as uncharacterized. NCBI's taxonomy places the organism in Eukaryota, Fungi, Basidiomycota, Agaricomycetes, Boletales, Coniophoraceae. The record is from RefSeq and is a predicted model, not a curated record. Gene Ontology annotation, biological process: G2/M transition of mitotic cell cycle; regulation of cyclin-dependent protein serine/threonine kinase activity. The coding region runs from base 83 to 1918 and encodes 611 amino acids. The transcript has 5 exons. Gene Ontology annotation, molecular function: cyclin-dependent protein serine/threonine kinase regulator activity. Gene Ontology annotation, cellular component: cytoplasm; centrosome; cyclin-dependent protein kinase holoenzyme complex.